AUGCGGUGCGCGAGCAAGGCCGCCGAGAGCGCGUCCGCACGUCUCUGUGCGGACGCCGAAGCAGAAACCACAGCAACUGAUGUCUCAUCGGUUGCUGAAGCGACCCAGUCUGUGUCACUUGGUGAUGCAGGCGCUGGUCAUGAAGACACUCAUGUCUUCACAGAGUACGAGCUCGGUGUCUCGUACUCUCCUGAUACGGAUGAAGGAUCCGUAUCGACGGCGAUUGAAUCCAAGCCGCCUGCCAAGCGUGGCAUGGACGAUGCUUUGCGUCGCAGCAUCUUUGGUUCAUCUGAUGCAUCAGAUGAACCAUCGCCGAAGCGAAGGCGCUCGAGUUCGCGAGACUCGGGCGCUCACAGUGGUGUCGGUUCUCCUAUUGACACCACUUCGCAGCGAGGUGCCACUACUUCUGUCGGCACGUCGCAAGAAGAGCGGGACCGCAACGUGUUGCGUCUCUCUCCUGAAAAGAAGGCAUGGAUGCCUCCAAAAUCCGUCAUGGAUCACUUGUCGGCGACGACGAGUGAUCGUUAUCGAACACGGUUGUUCGAUUCGUCAAGGAUCCAUCACCUUGACCCCAGUGCGAAAAACUAUCGCGCUGAACAUGAAUUCUUCAUCGAUGCUUUCUUUAAACAUCGAUGGUACAGUGGAAAUCACAAACGUGAUGGUCCCUCACUGCUUCAAGCGUGGAACGCCUACAUCCAUAACCUCGAGGAUGUAGGUCGUGACGCUUGGAACGACAAACUUAUCAAAGCUCGUGAUAAGUUUGAAAAGCGAACCCCGACAGGUGCACGCUACAAGCUGCAUCGUCUAUCAAGGGAGAAUGGAUUACCCUGA
Peronospora matthiolae is the source of this 831-nucleotide messenger RNA. Lineage: Eukaryota; Oomycota; Peronosporomycetes; Peronosporales; Peronosporaceae. The record is from the annotation of a GenBank genome assembly.